CGCAUUUUGCGAGAGAAUCUGCGAAUUCAACAUGGCGAGUUUUGUCACAAGCGAAGAGGCCUGCAAAAGCUGGGAGAAAAGUGGCAGAAAUGAGUUCUUGAAAUUUUGCCGCAGUAGGAUAUCAGAAGCAUCAGAUGAUGGGAUCAUUACAGGGAGUGUCCAUGAAUUAAGUAAGGGUCUACGUGACCUGAUUGAUCAGACAAUAAAGGGAACCUUGAAGCAGGAACUCGCAGUGUCCACGCUCAGUGCUUCUGUGGAUAUCCAUCCAGGUGUGGCGUCCAUCUUGGUGGAUGUCUUCAACAUCAAAGAUAUUGAAACAACAUCAAGAGAAGAAAACACAUGCAAGGAAAAUUUAAUCUCUCUUCUUACAGCUUGUUCCGCAUUCCUGGACAGCCGCCUUUUGAAAGAGAGAUUAGACAAUGACACUCUGGAUGCCAUCAACAUCCUCUCCAACAAACAGGCUUUUGCCCAGAGAUAUGUUCGACUCAAGACAAAACUCUACUACAAACAACAAAAGUUCAACCUGCUACGCGAAGAGAGUGAAGGCUUCGCAAAGCUGGUCUCGGAGCUCACUCAAGUUACAGUCGACCCUGCUACAAGCUCCCAGGUUUCAAAGAACAUCAAAGCGCUCAUAGGUGGAUUUGACCUUGAUCCAAACCGCGUCCUUGACAUCAUCUUGGAGGCCUUUGAGACAGCUCCGGAGCAGGACCAUGUCUUUGUUCCCCUCCUCAGGUCUUACAUGUGUGACCCACUGACAGUAUGUCAGGUCCUGGGGUUCAAGUUCCAGUUCUACAAGGAGGAGAAUAUUCGAACUCCAAAAUCUCUUCACAAGGUUGCUGCCCAGCUAUUACAACAUCAUAUUGUGGAACUGGAUGACAUAUACCCUCAUCUUGCUCCAUCUGAUGUAGACAUCUUCAAGGCCCACAAGCAGGAGAUCAUUGAUGCCAGGCAGUACGCUAGGAAGAUGAGCAUGGCUGUCCUUGCCGACAAGGAUGAUAAAGACGACAAGGAGAAAGAGAAAGAUAAAGAUGAACAGGUCAUGGACAACCAAAAGAUAGGGCUGUGUGAGUCUAUGAUCCUGAUUGGGGAUUGGGUGCAUGCCAAGAAACUCCUGGACAAGCUCCCAGAGUAUGGAACCACGAGCAACCCUACCGUGGCCAAGGCUCUCUGCAACCUCAUUGAAUCCCUCUUGCAACCGCUCUACAAAAAGAGUUGUCAACCACAGGGAGCCAAAGGCUACCACAUACCUGCACCUCCCAAGAACGGCACCUUGCAGGCAGUGCAGAGGCUAGGGAACAUCAAGGGAGUCCUGGAGAUGUGCCGCUACCUUGGACCUUAUGCUUCCUUGCAACCAAUCCUCAUAUGGAAACUUGUCAGGCUCGGCAAAGCACUGCUUGCAGAGAGAGCUUCAUCGACAGAGGAAAAGAAAGAAGAGUUGAAUGGAGUUUUUCAUGAGAUGCUGUCAAUGAUUGAGCAAGUGAUAUUGCCAUCCAUCAGCAUGAUGCCAUGCAAUGCCUGUCUCUCUGAAGAGGUCUGGUCGCUCAUGAAGAUGCUGCCUUAUCACAGGAGAUACUGCUUGUAUGCACGAUGGAUUAACCACUGCUAUGGGAUCCAUCCUCCGCUGAUCCGGGUCAAGGCGAACACCACUGACCGGGCCAAGUACAUCAUGAAGAGACUGACCAAGGAGAACGUCAAGCCGUCUGGGAGGCAGCUAGGCAAACUCAGCCACUCCAAUCCUGGGGUGCUCUUCUCUUAUGUUUUGUCUCAGAUUCAGAUGUAUGAUAACCUGAUUGGACCUGUGGUCGAUUCUCUCAAGUACCUCACAUCCCUGUCCUUCGACAUCCUAGCAUAUUGUGUGAUAGAAGCUCUGGCUAACCCAGAGAAGGAACGCAUGAAGCACGACGAAACCAGUCUUUCACUUUGGAUGCAAAGUCUGGCAGCAUUCUGUGGGGCAAUGUUCCGUAAAUAUAACAUUGAGCUGACAGGCUUGCUCCAGUUUGUGGCCAAUCAGCUCAAAGUUGGCAAGAGUUUUGAUCUGUUGAUCUUGAGAGAAGUGGUGUUAAAGAUGGCUGGAAUUGAGGUGACCGAAGAGAUGACCGCUGACCAGUUGGAAGCACUGGCUGGAGGAGAGCUUCUCAGAGCCGAGGGAGGUUACUUUACCCAAGUGCGAAACACCAAGCGAUCAUCACAGCGUCUCAAGGAAGCGUUGCUAGAGGAUGACCUAGCUGUCACCAUGUGUAUGCUGAUGGCUCAAGAGAAGUACAGGGUGGUCUAUAAACAUGAGCAAGGAACUCACCUGAAGCUGGUGGGCAUGCUCUAUGAUCAGUGCCAAGACACGCUUGUCCAGCUAGGAGGGUUCCUCUCCAACCUGCUGAGUAUAGAGGACUACUCCAAGCACUUCCCUGACCUGGUCAACAUGGUCACCAACUAUCACCUCACUCCGGAGAGUGCCUUCUUUCUCUACAGACCAAUGUGUACCCAUGCUAUACAGUCCAAGGUAGACGACCUAAAGCGACAGGAAAAGAGCAGUAAGUCAUCUGGUAACCGCACCCAACGUUACGUUCAGGCCUCCCAGGUGGUCAUGUCCCCUUUGACAGACGGCAUCAUCUCCUUUCAUCCUCCUAAAGUCUGGGAUGAUAUCAGCCCGCAAUUCUAUGCAAGCUUCUGGACGCUGUCCAUGUACGACCUGCAUGUUCCCAGUCCAAGCUAUGAGAAGGAGAUCAACAAGAUCAAGGUGACCAUGGCAACUGUAGAUGACAACAAAGAAAUGGCCUCGGCAAAAAGGAAGAAGGAGAAGGAGAGAUUUGCAAUCAUCAUCGAUCGACUCAAGGAUGAAGAGAGAAAGCAACAGGAGCAUUGCCAGAGGAUAGAAGCUCGUCUCAAGAAGGAGUGUGAGACAUGGUUCACUGCACGUUCGACCAAGAAUGAGACCAUCACCCAGUUCCUGCAGCUCUGCGUCUUCCCACGCUGCUGCUUCUCGGCCAGCGACGCCCUCUACUGUGCAAAGUUUGUCCUCACUGUCCACAAGCUAAAGACGCCCAACUUCUCCACCCUCUUGUGCUAUGAUAGGGUAUUUCAAGAUAUCACCUACACAGUAGCCAGCUGUACGGAGAACGAAGCCAUUCGCUACGGCAGGUUCCUUUGUGCAAUGAUGGAAACUGUGAUGAAAUGGCAUGGGGAUAAAGAAACAUAUGAGAAGGAAUGCGGCAACUUUCCCGGUUUCGUGACAGUGCUGAGAGCUAGCGGUACAGAGUCCAGCAACAAGGCUGACCAGUUGGACUAUGAAAACUUUCGCCAUGUCUGUCAUAAGUGGCAGUACAAGCUUACCAAGGCGGUGGUUGCUUGUCUAGAGUCAAAGGAGUACACUCAAAUCAGGAACACACUCAUACUUCUAACCAAGAUCUUGCAAUACUUCCCGCUGGUGCAGAACCUUGGUCAGGUUCUUGAGAAGAGAGUGGAUAAGAUCAGAACCGAGGAGAAGGAAAAGAGGCCUGACAUCUAUGCCUUAGCCAUGGGUUACUCUGGUCAACUCAAAGCAAGGAAACAGCACAUGAUCCCUGAAGACAAGUUUCAUUACAAGGAUAAGCCUGCCCCCGCCCCUCAGGCCACCUCUCAGUCCUCAGAGUCGACGAGUAAGAAGACCACACCCUCUAGCAGCUCAACUUCAGUCAGCAGCACCAGUAAUGCUACCGUCAACGGUGUAGGCAAGGAAAACCAUAGCAAAGAUGCAGAUAAUGAGAAGGUUCAUGGAGCGAGCAGUAAGUCGUCCAACCGAGACUCGUCGUCAGCAAAGUCAUCAUCUACAUCGAAGUCCUCGGUGAAGUCAUCGUCGCAAGUGCAGGGCAAGUCAUCGUCAUCAUCCAAGUCCAGCAGUAAUUCAUCAUCAAAGGCUUCAGCCUCUUCAUCCAAUGUCGGUGCCAGCUCGUCAUCAGGGACCAAAAAAUCAGAUUCCAAAUCUUCCAAUGAAAGCAGUAAAUCCAAGAGAGAUAAAGAGGACCACAAGGAGGGCAGCAUUAAUAGGUCCAAGGACGAGAAGGUUUCCAAAGAGCACAGAGUGGUGAAGGAAGACAAGACUGUCAAGGAAGGCAAAGUUCAAAGGUCAUCAGAGGGCAAGAGGUCAGGGAGCAGUGAGAAGCCCCACAGAGAAGAUGGCAAAGCCUCCAGCAGCAAGGAGCACAAGAACUACAGCGGCGAUCACUGGGGCGGAGCUCCGUCGUCAGAGCUAGACAGCUGGGCAGAGGAAGGGGAGAGGGUGCGUAAGGUGGAGAAGAAGUCCUCCCAUCGUGACAACAAGGCCAAGGAGAAGGAGGAGCGUGGUGGAGACGGGGGUCACAGGUCAUCCAAAGAGCGAUCCCAGAGAGAGGAGAGUGUUGCAUCGAACUCCAGCCAGGGAUCGGUAGGGUCAUCCUCCAGGAAGGAAUCUCCAGCAACCAGCUCUUCAGAUAGAGUGGAACACAAGAGGAGAAAAGUGGAUACAGCCUCUGUAAUUGUGUCAAGCUCGAGCUCUCCUGACCUAGCAAGGGAGACAUCCUCAGGCAAACACAGGAGAAGUAAGAGCAAGGAGAGUCACAGAGAGAGGGAGGUUCUUGAAGCCCCUGAAGCAGAACGAGAAAGGAGUAGAGACAAAGAAAAGAAGAGUGAGAAGAAGAGGGAUCACUCGGCCGGUGAUGUCGAAUCAAAGAGACAUAAAGUCAGUGAUUCAGGUCAUGAGGGUAAAAGUGGCAAGAGGUCAUCAUUAGGUGAUGGUGCUAGCUCAAGCAGUAGCCUGAACGGAGAGAGGAUGGAUGAGAGAGAGCGAGAACGUGAAAUGAUAAAGGAAGAGAAGGCAUCAAGGAGAGAGUCUGAUGUCCGGGACAAACCUGCCAAAGAGAAGAAAAUCAAGAGAGAACCAAUCGACGAUGACAGAGAUGAAGACAGACAUAAAUCCAGCAGCUCCAGAAAGAGGCGACCUUGACGACAAACUCGCUGCCCAGAGAUGGUGGAAGGAUCUUCAUCUCAAGAUCGUCUAUAUUUUCAAUGGAAAUUCUCUCAUUUUAUCUUCUUCAGAAAGCAAGUGAAUGUGGAUAGCAAAGCGAUGUAUAUUUUUGUGUGAUUAUCCUAGUAUUUUCACUCCGUCUUGCGUCUUACUCUUUGAAAGGCUGUAAAAGUGGUCAUAGAGAGCUUUUUGAGUUAUGCAAGUUAUCAGUAGAUAUAAAGUGUUAGUUGUAUCCUUCUGGUUUAGUAAGCCUACUCCAAGAGAGAGAAAAGAAGAAAGGAUAGAGACUUGUUUUAUUGGGAGAGUAAUUAAUACCAUAUGUGAUGGUUGUUAUCUGUAAUUCUUUACUGCUUCUUUGUCAUUGAAAUAACUUUUCAGUAUGUCACUACACUUGUUUACUGUUGAUCAGUUCUUACAUGUCUUUGUUGAAUCACGUUGUCAAAACAAAAGCUGUGCUUAAUUGUUUUGCUCUAUAAAGCCCCCUGCACACUGUACAAUUUGACUGUGAUCUGAUUUGUGAAGAAUUUGCUAUUAUAUUUCACACAACUAUUCAAUCUCUUACAAUCUCAAGCUCGAGUUUCUGAGCUGUCAGAUGAAUAACAAAAAUCAAGAUUUUGGGGGAUUGCAAGCUUUCUUGUAGGAGGAAUAUCGGACUUAGCUCUGAAUUGUGUUGACAUACCAGUUGUGCAAUUGUCUCUGUUUGGAAGCCAUUUUGCUUUUACACCGACUAGAAAUUUUUAAAGCAUUCACAUAUGUUUGUUAGUAGCCUUAUUGUACUUUGGAAUCUCAAUUUGGUUUCUUUCAUUUGUUUUGUAACAUGUAAUUACAACUUUUUCAAAAGUCAAAUCGCAGUAGGAUCGUACAGUGUGCAGUGAGUAUAAGAGAGACAUGCACAGGUUUUUUUUUUCUGUAUGUUUGCAUUGAUGCAUUUGAAUAUUAAAAGGCACAAUGUUAUAUUUGAAGGUAUGAUGAAAAUGAAAUAUACAUAGUGUUUUGGACAUGGGGUAAACCACUUAAAAUAGACAUGAAAAUCAA
Molecule: messenger RNA, 6010 nt
Organism: Strongylocentrotus purpuratus (purple sea urchin)
Lineage: Eukaryota; Metazoa; Echinodermata; Echinoidea; Camarodonta; Strongylocentrotidae
Gene: thoc2
Product: THO complex subunit 2
Exons: 40
Coding region: 32-4954 (1640 amino acids)
Biological process (GO): mRNA export from nucleus; mRNA processing
Cellular component (GO): THO complex part of transcription export complex
Molecular function (GO): mRNA binding
Source: RefSeq, a predicted model, not a curated record